Molecule: messenger RNA, 882 nt
Organism: Camelus dromedarius (Arabian camel)
Lineage: Eukaryota; Metazoa; Chordata; Mammalia; Artiodactyla; Camelidae
Gene: NME5
Product: NME/NM23 family member 5
Exons: 5
Coding region: 167-805 (212 amino acids)
Biological process (GO): CTP biosynthetic process; spermatid differentiation; negative regulation of oxidative stress-induced intrinsic apoptotic signaling pathway
Cellular component (GO): cilium
Molecular function (GO): nucleoside diphosphate kinase activity
Source: RefSeq, a predicted model, not a curated record
CUGCUUGUAGGAAAAGAUAUGACAGUUUUCAACUUUAUAUAUUGAUAAAGUCAAGCUCCUGAUAAUGCUGUUCAGUCACAAUUACAUUAAAUUUGAGGUGGGGGAUGCAUGUCAUUGCAGUUGAUACCUGUCAAGAAUCUCUUAAAUUGUCCUCUGAAAAGCCAGAAUGGAGCUAUCAAUGCUCCCACCUCAGAUCUAUGUAGAAAAAACUCUGGCCAUUAUCAAACCAGAUAUUGCUGACAAAGAGGAGGAGAUACAAGACAUUAUUCUCAGAUCUGGAUUCACCAUUGUUCAGAGAAGAAAACUUCAUCUCAGCCCUGAGCACUGUAGUAACUUUUAUGUGGAACAGUAUGGGAAAAUGUUUUUCCCCAAUUUAACAGCUUACAUGAGUUCUGGACCACUUGUUGCCAUGAUAUUAGCUAGACAUAAAGCCAUCUCUUACUGGAAAGAACUUUUGGGACCAAGUAAUAGCUUAGUAGCUAAGGAGACACAUCCAGACAGUCUAAGGGCAAUUUAUGGCACAGAUGAACUAAGGAAUGCACUUCAUGGGAGUAACGAUUUUGCUGCAGCAGAAAGAGAAAUUCGAUUCAUGUUUCCUGCAGUGAUUGUUGAGCCCAUUCCAGUUGGACAAGCUGCUAAGGACUAUUUAAAUUUGUAUGUAACACCAACUCUUCUUAAAGGACUCACAGAGCUUUGUAAGCAAAAACCAGCAGAUCCUUUUAUUUGGCUAGCUGAUUGGCUGCUGAAAAAUAAUCCCAACAAACCUAAACUUUGUCAUCAUCCAAUUCCAGAAGAACCUCAUUAAAAUAAAGUUCCUUGAAGAACAAAUAAUGAACUGUUUUACGUAAAAGGCAUGCUUCUACUUAAGAAAAAAAUAAUUGC